AGCUAUGGAAAUCGAAUAAUUAAAAGAAAAAAAAAAAGCAGUUAUGAAAAUUGAGCAGCUUUUUUCUUUUAGCUCCUCUCCUUAUCCUAUAUAUAAUGCUAGUGGUAAGCCAUUAUAUGACGAAACACUGUCUGUACUGCGGCGAAGCUGAUUUUCGUCUGAUUUCAUGAUAUCGGCAGACAGCAGGACAGUGUCUGAUAUAAAGAAAGCUUCUAGGUAAGGCACUUAACGACCCACAUCAUGGAUGAUAACAGUGAUCCAUUUCCCCAGCUGGGGAGUGUGUAUAGAAAAGGUUCUGGUGGUAGCCAUGUUAAACGAUCGAGUAAAAAUGUGGCAAAUGUCAUUAUAGAAUCUGCACACAGAUACAGUGGAAAGAUUGCUGCAGAAGGCCGUGGUCCUCAGAUCUCUACUCCUAGUGCAUGGGAACGUCCAAAAUUGAUGUAUAAGCUUGGGAUGCAAAUAAAUAGCAAUGCCAAGACAAAUCAAAAUGCUGAUUCUAAGAAUUACUCUAGCUGUGGAAAUGAAUUUUCUUCUCAACAGAGCAGCUACUUUGAGCAGGGUCAGAUUGGGAGUGCUCCUCAAGUUGGUUCCCGUAAGUUGAAUGGUGGGGAAGAGAGGAAGAUCAAAGAUGAGAUAUCCAACUACCAAGUUGGUGGUGUUAGUGAUGACAAGAAUAGGAUUGUUGAUAACAGAGAUGAUGAAGAGAUAUUUGGCAGUAGUGAUGAUGAUGAACUCUUUGAUGAUGAUUUUGAUUUAUAUACAAGUGAAAAGAGCACUGAGAUGCGUAAGAAGAGCAAGUGGUGCAAUGCAUUCUUUGAUGACUUGGAAAAAUUGACCGUUGAGGAGCUGAAUUCACCGGGAAGAAAGUGGCAUUGCCCUGCUUGCAUAGGGGGUCCUGGUGCCAUUGACUGGUAUCGAGGUCUGGAGCCCUUAAUGUAUCAUGCUAUGAUGAGAAAGACAAGAAGGGCAAAGCUCCAUCGCGUAUUUGCUGAACUUUUGGAUGAAGAGACACGGAAGAAGGGACUUUCACUCUCUCCACUUGGUGUAGCCUUUGGCAGGUGGCAAGGUCUAAAUGAGAGAGUCAAAGAUUAUGAAAUUGUUUGGCCUCCAAUGGUUGUCAUCAUGAACACAAGAUAUGAGCAGGAGGAAAAUGGCAAGUAUAUUGGCAUGGGAAACCGAGAGCUUCUGGAUCAUUUCAAAACAUAUGCUGCAUUGAAGGCUCGACAUUCAUAUGGUCCGCAAGGGCAUAGAGGGAUAAGCGUGUUGAUUUUUGAUGACACAGCAGCAGGUUAUUUAGAGGCUGUUCGGCUGCAUAAGCACUUCAAAGAGCAAGGAAGAGACAGGGAUGCCUGGGAUAGCAAUCGAUUUCCAUUCUGUUCAGGGGGAAAGCGCCAACUCUAUGGAUACAUGGCUUUGAAAGAAGAUUUGCAUAUUUUCAACCUGCAUUCCCAAGGGAGGUCCAAGCUGAAAUAUGAGAUGAGGUCAUACCAGGAGAUGGUUGAGAAACGAAUAAAGCAAAUAAAUGAGGAUAGCCAACAGCUUGUCAGGUUUAAGGACAAGAUUACUCAAGAACAAAAGCAUUCGAAAGUUCUUGCUGAGUCUGUAAGCAGAUUGAGUGAGGAGCUCUGUAAGACUAUAGAAAAGAAUCACAGCAUGAGACGGCGAACUAAAUUGCUGCUUGAAGAAAACAAAGGACAGACGAAUUUCCAAGAACAAUUUUUCAAUGAUCAAAUCAAAAUUAUCCAUCAAGCUAUAGAUGCAAAAGAAGAUAAUUUUGAGAAGUUGCAGCAGGAAAAGUGGGAGAAAUUUGAGCAGUCAAAUGCAAAUCUCUCGACUAUAAAUGAUACAAAUAGGAUGGAGGAUAUGGUUAGUUUCAUAAAAUCCCAGGAUAAAGAGAGAGAAGAAUUUGAAGCAGAGAGGAAGAAGCUGAUAGAGACUCAUGAAGACAAAAAGAGUUCAAUUAUGAAGAGAUAUUGGGAAGAGCUGCUUGAGUUGGAAAAAGAGUUGGAAAAUGAGCUAAAACAACUUAUGGAAAAGUACAACAAAGAUCAUCCAGGGAUGAAAACCAGCAACAACUAGCCAUAAAUUUUAAGCUGAGCAGAGUGGAGAAGAUAGCUGAAUACGGAAUCUACACAUGCAUACAUUGGUAAACAUCAUCAAAAAGGAGAGAAUUCAUUUUUCUUUUAUGUUAUGUUUGGAUAUUAAAAUUUGAAAUAAAGGGUUUGGAUUUAAUUUUUA
Molecule: messenger RNA, 2238 nt
Organism: Hevea brasiliensis (rubber tree)
Lineage: Eukaryota; Viridiplantae; Streptophyta; Magnoliopsida; Malpighiales; Euphorbiaceae
Product: protein SUPPRESSOR OF GENE SILENCING 3
Exons: 6
Coding region: 241-2079 (612 amino acids)
Biological process (GO): defense response to virus; regulatory ncRNA-mediated gene silencing
Source: RefSeq, a predicted model, not a curated record